Molecule: messenger RNA, 2924 nt
Organism: Alosa alosa (allis shad)
Lineage: Eukaryota; Metazoa; Chordata; Actinopteri; Clupeiformes; Clupeidae
Product: xin actin-binding repeat-containing protein 1-like
Exons: 1
Coding region: 105-2609 (834 amino acids)
Biological process (GO): actin cytoskeleton organization; actin filament organization
Cellular component (GO): stress fiber; focal adhesion
Molecular function (GO): actin filament binding
Source: RefSeq, a predicted model, not a curated record
AGUAACCCACGGAUUACGACAACAUUUCGCAAGGUCAGUGCCUCAGAAAUGUAUCAGGGAACCAAUGAAAAUUUGAAGCUUUUCGUCAGAGUGAAGUGGGAAGGAUGUCAGAUGUAAAUGCUAGCGCAGUGGAAACUAAUUCAAAAGGUGCCAGUGUCUCUUACAUUCCUUACAUAAUGUCAGAGAGUGAAGCCAUGAAUCAAGAGCAAGAGACAGCUGAGGAGGUUGUUAAAGGGGAUGUGAAGGCUGCCAUCCAGGCAUUGUAUAGUGCUGCUAAUGAACAGAGAUCCACAGACAAAGAAGAGAUUGUGAAAGGUGAUAUGCAAGCAGCACUACAGUCACUUCAGAAGUCUAGUGUUAAUGUGUCCCAAGGGGAUUAUAAAGCAGCAAUGAUUUAUAGGAAAGCAGGGCAAUUUUACUCAGAGGGCAGAAAGAAAAAAGACUCAGGGACUGUGUACAAGCAGAAUGUAAUGUCUGUGCCUCCAUCUGACACUGAAUUGUCCCCUUCGGUUUCAGUAACCUACAAGGAGCAUCAGUCCCCGGCACCAAAGAAUUCAGCACCUGUCGUUAGUUCCAGCCCAGCGGAAAGUUCUAGAGCUUCCAUCCCCUCUCCUUUGAUAAAUGAAGGUCUGAUUCCGCCACCCCUUCCUCCAAAGACCUGUGAUCAACUUAAAGAGUUAAAACCAGCCCUGCCACUAAAGCCACAGUGGCAUACCAUAUCUCCUACUGAAUCCAAUAACAACAACAGUGACGCCCCUUACAUUCCGGCCAUCCCUCCCAAAAUGAAAAUGGGAAAAUCAACUCCUCCACCUUUACCACAAAGGACUGCUUUCAUCAAGAAUGAAGAUUCACACCACUUGCAUGCCGUAAAAGAGACAGAGAUGCAACAGUUGACCAAUACAACAGAACACCGAAUUGCCAAAAAGACUAAGCAAUGCACUGAAAGAUGGGAACAGGAAAAAACAAUUGAAGCUCUCUCAGAUAAUACCACAGCCAGCAAACACACUACAGCUCAAAGUGCUGCUGAGAUGGAGAGAAAUGUUGUACAAAAGAUAAAUGCUGCAGAGGAGAUCCGCUUGUGUAUGCAGACUUACUCUACAGACAGUGAGGCCAAAAACGAACUGAAUAUGGGCUUCAAAGUCGCCCUUCAAAACUUUGGGGGAAGGAAAAAGGGAGCUGAGGUGGAUGAAACUGCAAAAUUGACAAAGAAAGCCAAAGCUGUCAGAGAGACAGAACCUGCUGGCAUUUCCUAUGGAUGUGCUUUAAAUACACAGGGCAACACCCUGACAGGGAGUGUCAGCCCACCGCCUGUCUCCCCCGAGCCUCAAAGGGACGAUCAUUCUAACACCACUGUCAUCUUAAGGGAAAAACGAGGGAGGAGAGAAACUGAAGAUGAACGGCGCCAAAGGUUAUCUGUGCACAGGGAUGAAAUCAUGAGGGGCAAUGUGAAAGCAACAAUGGAGAUUUUUGAAAAUCUCAGAAAACGGGAGGAACUAAAGACAAUCCUUUGCCAAGUUCAGGAAAUGGAGGGAGACACAAGUGAAGUAGAUGUUAAAUAUUUGAGGACUCUUUAUGAGAAUGUGCCCUCUUGGGUAGUAAGACAAAGUAAAGUUCAAAGGCAUAGUAAUUCUACAUAUGUAAAGAAUGUUGAUGCAGAGACAGAAUCACUGAGGGAUGAAACUGACAGUGUGUCCUCAGUUGAGGCAGCAUUUGAAGAUCUGGAAAAAGCAAGUAUAGAUAUAAUAUGUUUAAAAGAGCAGACCUUAGUAAAACUUUUGGAAAUAGAAGAGGCAAUAAAAAAGGCUUUGUACUCGGUGUCAAACUUGAAAUCUGAGGCAGAUAUCAUGGGAUUAUCAGGACUUUUUAAUGAAUCCCUGAACACAGAGCAAUGCUCCCAGAACACGAACAACAUCAGGAAAAUUAGUAUUGUCACUAGCAAAGCAAAAACAGAUCAAAGGAAAUCAGAACAAGAGGUCGCCAAAGGAAAAACGAAAGUUGAGGACGUUCAAAGGGAAGUGCCAUUGAAAAAGCCAGAGGUUCUUCAUCCAAAACCAUUCCCAAACCCCCCCUCCUCUCCAUCAUUCAUCUCCAUUCACUCAGCUGCAAGAAAACCUGCAGGGGCACCCAAGUCACCUCCCCCUCAACCCCCACAGUCUACUAACAAUGCAGAGAGCAGGGCUCCAAGUUCCAAUGGUUAUCACAGUCCCAAUGGUGAUCUGAAUCAAUCCUGUGAAACAAAGGUAGCAAACCACUUUUAUAGUCCAAAAACCCCCAAACGAAAAGUCAGCAUACUAGAAGUGCAAACACUGCCAGAGCCAGAGCCAGUAGCCGGAAUCAUUGGAACGAAGACAGUCAGCGAAACAUAUGAAGAGAGAGACUGCUUUGGCAAUUCAUUCGUCUCUUCCACUACAUCAACCUUUGUCACAAAAGAGACCAAAGCCUCUUCUUCUCGCGAGGUUCUGACCAAUCCAAACAAAUCAGUUCAAGUGAUUGCAUCCCCUCUAAUGCACAGGUCUGAUCGCACAUUUGCAGAAAGGAAACAGUCUCAUGUUAAAGACAAUAGCAAAGUGUUUGUUACAUUUGGCCAUACCAAAACAGGAAAACAUUAACAGGCAUCUCCCUUAAUGCAUAUAAGAGUUCCUUUGUUUAUAUUGUUACCUCUUAUAUGAGGCCAAUUUAUUCAUAAAUGUGUCUUUUUUGGAGAACUUAACUAAACAUAGUACUUAUCAUUCUUAUUAUUGUCUAUCCUUAGAAUGACUUUGUAUGUUUUUAACAUUUUUUUAUGUUUUAAAAGAUUUUUCUCAAAGUUUAAUGUAGAUUAUUUUAUACAGUAUUGUUAAUAAAUUGUCUGUAUUGUUUGUUUAAUAUGACUGUGUGUAUGAUAUAUUCAUGUCAUUGUUAAAUAAAAUAACUCUGUGUUUUCA